Penicillium verhagenii is the source of this 1329-nucleotide messenger RNA. RefSeq names its product CAZyme family GH18. Gene Ontology annotation, cellular component: extracellular region. Gene Ontology annotation, biological process: chitin catabolic process; carbohydrate metabolic process. The transcript has 4 exons. The record is from RefSeq and is a predicted model, not a curated record. Lineage: Eukaryota; Fungi; Ascomycota; Eurotiomycetes; Eurotiales; Aspergillaceae. Gene Ontology annotation, molecular function: chitinase activity; chitin binding. Bases 1 to 1329 code for a protein of 442 amino acids.
AUGUUGAAGAACGUCGCGCUCGGCCUGCUGGCCGCUCACGGUGCUGCCGCUUUGCGGUUUGCCAUGUACAUUGACGAAUACCAUGUUGCAGAUCUGCCAGGUCAGAACCAGACAACCUACAUUGACCAUGCUAUCAUGGGCUUUGCACCAUCCAAGAGCUUCAACUCUGAUUCGCCUCCAUCGUUCACCCCCUUCGAGGCUCCAGAAUCCUUCCGCAAGCGCUUCAGCGAUGAUACUAAGCUGAUGAUCGCCAUCGGAGGCUGGGGCGACGAAGCUGGAUAUUCCGAUGGUGCAAAGGACGCGGCUAGUCGCCAACGCUACGCGAAGAACGUGGCCGCCAUGCUUGAUGCCAACGGGUUCGACGGUGUCGACAUCGACUGGGAAUACCCUGGCGGAAACGGUCAGACCUACAAGCAGGUCCCCAACUCUGACAAGGUCUCCGAAAUUGAGACCUACCCAGAGUUCCUUGCAGAGGUGCGCAAGGCAAUCGGCAACAAGACCCUCUCCAUCGCUGUCCCCGGCCGCAAGCAAGACAUGAUUGCUUUCACCAAGGAGACUGGCCCCAAGAUCUGGGAAUCCGUCGACAUGGUCAACGUCAUGAGCUACGAUAUCAUGAACCGCCGUGACAACGUCACCAACCACCACACCAGCGUGCAGGGCUCGCUGGAUGUCAUCAACGAUUACAUCAGUAUGGGACUCGAUCCCGAGAAGAUCAACCUGGGCUUUGCGUUCUACGCCAAGUGGUUUACUACCGACCCCAACUCGGAUUGUGACACCAACCCGAUCGGAUGUGCCGUUGUCAAGCUUGAGAAUGACGAUGGAAGUGACAACGGAAAGUCUGGCGCGAUCACUUUCGAGGCCAGCACUGAUGCCCCGGCCCCCACGGACCUCAAGACAUCCUACAACGGCAAGUGUGGCUUCAGCGAGAAUGCCAAGUGCCCCGAUGGACAGUGCUGCAGUGCUUACGGAAACUGCGGCACCGGUGACGACUUCUGCCAGGCCGGCUGUCUCUCGGACUACGGAACCUGCAAGGGCAUCUCGAUCACAGACUCUUGGCGCCGCGCCCAGAAGGACGGAAAGACUGAUGACACUCUUGGUGGACAGUACUACUGGGAUAGCGAGGUCAACCUCUUCUGGACCUGGGAUACCCCUGAGCUCAUCACCCGCAAGUUCACUGACAUUGUCAAUGCCAAGAACCUUGGUGGUGUUAUGGCGUGGAGCCUGGGUGAGGAUACCUACAAGUUUGCGCACGUGGAUGCCAUGCAGAAUGGGGUCAAGGCUGCUGCUUCCACUCAGGCUACCAACGAGGGCGACUCGGCUGAGGAUUAA